This is a messenger RNA of Asterias rubens (European starfish), 3588 nucleotides long. RefSeq names its product oxysterols receptor LXR-alpha-like. The record is from RefSeq and is a predicted model, not a curated record. Lineage: Eukaryota; Metazoa; Echinodermata; Asteroidea; Forcipulatida; Asteriidae. The transcript is spliced from 9 exons. Gene Ontology annotation, biological process: ecdysone receptor signaling pathway; cell differentiation; positive regulation of transcription by RNA polymerase II. Gene Ontology annotation, cellular component: nucleus. Bases 666 to 2060 code for a protein of 464 amino acids. Gene Ontology annotation, molecular function: nuclear receptor activity; zinc ion binding; ecdysone binding.
UGGUAGUCCCAAGCCAUGUGUGGCAAUCAGCACUUUUUCUUGGGAGUGAAGGCAGGCAUGUAAUGUAUCCAAUGUAUUGAACAUGUGUGCGUGCAUGUGUGCGUUACCAGUGUACUCACCUGAAACAUGCCGAGUUCAAAUCUGCUCAGUAGUGGCCAGUCGGAAAUAACUUUAGAAUGAACGGGUAGGCUUCAAACUAUUGUGUGAACUGCUACCUGAACCAAAGAGAGAUCUUAUCAGUUUGGAGUCGACGACAGAGAAAAAUGUAAGAGACGAAACCCUCUCGUCUUGUUUGCAGCCCUUCAUUUCUCACCCAGGGGAAGGUAGAGAACAUCCAGUGAAUUUGAGACGGUCUAUCAUUCUGAAAUGGAACACUCGUACUUUUGUAGAUGCUAGCCCACCAGCCUAUCUGAGUCCCUUUUGGGUGGUUCCUGACAACUAGUUUCCAAGCGUCUGGCCACCCACCUCAGAAUCACACGGAGGGAAAAAACUCACCUCGGGCCAGAGCUGCCCUCCUUGUCCUUUUGUAGAGGGAACAACCCUACUGUACCUUGGCACCCUGUUUCUCCGGGCGAGACCAGGUCCAACCGACCAGGACCGAUAGUUCUAAGAGACCCCAUAGUUACAGCUCCUCGACUUACCAUACCCCUACAGCUGACUUCAAGAUGGGACAGCAGGCUAACUCCAGAAUUACAGAUUCUGGGUCUAACUCGGUCAUCGUUAAGAGGGAACCACCGGAUGAUGGCUAUGACAUGUCCCCACAGUAUAGCAGUCAAUACACACCGACCAGCUCAAUAGGGAGCACGUCAAGCUCCGGAACGCUAAUCAAAGAACAGAUACCGGACGGAGGAUUCAGCCUGUCCAAGAAACGGAAAGGUCCAGCGCCCAGGAUGGAUCUAGAACUGUGUUUAGUCUGCGGGGAUAGGGCGUCAGGGUUUCAUUAUAAUGCAUUAAGUUGCGAGGGUUGUAAAGGUUUCUUCAGGAGAAGCAUAACAAAGAAUGCUAUCUACAAAUGCACGCGAGGCGGCAACUGCGAGAUGGACAUGUAUAUGAGAAGGAAAUGCCAGGAGUGUAGACUAAGAAAAUGUAGAGAGGUCGGCAUGCUACCAGAAUGUUUGUUAACGGAAGAGCAAUGCAAAUCAAAGAGGCAAAGGAAGAUGAUGAGGAAAGCCCAGGCCCAGGCUGAGAUGAGCCCUCAGCAGAGUGAAGAUGAGAGUCCAGUGCUCACAGACGAGCAACGAGAAAUCAUUGAGAGGCUGGUUGUAGCUCAUAAAGAUCUGGAAGUCCCUGGACCAGAAGAUCUCAAGAGUUUGACGCCGUGGAAUGAUGAAAACAAAGAAAAAGAUUUAACCCAGGCAACCCUCGCAGAAUGUUUCACAGCAAGCAAAGUUGAAAAAACUUUUAAGCUACACGUAGAACCGUGUAAAGAUGGCGAGGGAGUGUCCGGUGAAGAAGAUUCCACAGAAGAGAUACAGCUCAGGUUUGCACACAUCACAGAGUUGACGAUCCUUACCAUUCAGCUCAUUGUAGAAUUCAGCAAAAGAAUACCGGACUUUCUAGGUCUAGGGAGAGAGGACCAGAUUGUUUUAUUAAAGGGUUCGGCCAUUGAAGUAAUGCUCUUGAGGACGGCGUUACGAUACGACAAAGAGCAAGACGCCAUCAUGUUCGGCAACGAGCAACCCUACACGAGGAAACAACUCCAAGAGGGCGGUAUAGGAGACCUUGUGGAUCCCAUGUAUAACUUUGCGCGAAGCAUGUCUGAGCUAGACCUGGACUAUGCUGAGUAUGUCCUUCUCAUGGCAAUAACGAUACUCUCCUCAGACCGGCCGAGCGUAGAAGACAGGGAAAAGGUCGAGGAAGCCCAAGAGAAAUACCUGGACAUGCUCACCGCCUACCUGAAAUUACGACGGCCAAAAGAGACUUUGAUUCUUCCGAGGGUCUUGAUGAAACUCACCGAACUACGGUCUCUGAAUAACAGCCACUCGGAGUUACUGUUCCAAUUGAAGCUGAAAGACCAGAGAAUCCCACCGCUACUCAAAGAGAUCUGGGAUGUACAGUAACCGUCCCUGAGCGGCCAAAAAACCACCAACAAAAUGGCAAAGGGGACCAGUGAAGUUAUAAACAACUAUUAUUAUAAAAAGGAAAAAAAAAAAUUGACGUCGGGUUAUUUUGUUUUGUUUGUUCUGUUUGGAUUUCCCAUCGGAAGAUGUUGUUGUUUAACAUUGACACUGUAAAGAAAAAGACAGAAGCGUAGUGAUCGUCUGGCUGGGGAGUGCAGGCAACAUCAUGUGACAGUAUUGGCCAAUCACUGAGGCGUAUUGUUGUGACAGAAUAUGACAUAAUUUCAAACGCUUGUGUGGUUAUGUGAUGAUGAGGAGCCAUUUUAUUAGUCACAUCUAUGGAACCCUGGAGGGAGAAGAAAACAAAUCUUGUUUUUGGUGACAAGUAAAUCACACGCAGAACAUGUGUAUUGACAUAAAGGCUGAAUUAACUAAUGCAGAUAUACCGCCCUCUAUGGGAGAGAAGUGAUUGCAUGGUCAGAUCGCAACACUUGAAACCCCAGGUGAUGUCCCAGGCAUAUUGUCACACGAGGAUUAUUUCAACCAUGUUAACCAAUCAAUCGAGAAGUUGUACUUUUCCUGAUUUCCUGUUGAAAUCAAAUUUCGGAAUAAAGGGAAUAAAAGUCAACUACGAGAGACACUAUUGCAAUGCUGCACAUCAGGGAUGCGCUCCUGUUUUAAGUUUUUGUUCCCAUGGCAACCCUCCCGCCUCAAUGAUGCACCCAGCGGGUCUGACGGUGGAGCCAGGUUCAAAACCCUCCACUGACAGCAACGUAAUCCACCUCUUUAAUGUACAAAUAAACUGUUGGUUCGCCCUAGGGUUCGGAGUGCACCAGAUGCUGAUUAACGUUAACAGCAGAGGGCGCUAUUCAAGUGAACUUUACAACGCCUACUGUAGCCGGAACAUCUGACAUCACACUUUGAGGCUCGUGAAUUACGCCAGAGAUCUUCUGUUGAGCUCACAUACAUAAUGACCUGGCUUUCAUGGUUCUGGAGAUUCGCAGUUGAAAAGCCGCAGACAUGCGUAUGACAUAAAAGGCAACACCUGGGAACUAGUCUAUUCCUAUGGUUGGAGAGCAUUGGAGCUGAUUACUGUCAACAAGAGAGGGCGCUAUUCAACUGAACUUCACAGCACCAACUCUCUUCAUGGCAGUAAGUUCACAGAGAGCCCAUAUUGUUCAGAGAGCAUCAGAGGUGAUUAACGCCAACAACAGAGGGCGCUAUUCAACUGAACUUUUACAACAUCACCCCUUCUCAUGGCAUUAUUUUCACACAGUGCCCACUCCUCUUAAAAGCUGCAAAACGGGGGAUGUCAGUUGUUAUGAAAACUAGAAAAUAAAUAUUAUGAGUUGUUACUUUUGUUUUUUUAAUUAAUUUGUUGCUGUGGCUGAGCUCAACUAGACAUGUACAUAUUGAAUAAAUUCAUCACAGCCAGUUAAUUGUAAUAACCGAAUGAUUAAACCGUCUAAUGAGGUACAGAUGUAUUUAAACAUUGCCAAUAGUAAUAUACCCCCUCUGUUGGAAGGAU